This is a messenger RNA of Mercenaria mercenaria, 2288 nucleotides long. RefSeq lists its product as uncharacterized. Bases 843 to 1850 code for a protein of 335 amino acids. The record is from RefSeq and is a predicted model, not a curated record. NCBI's taxonomy places the organism in Eukaryota, Metazoa, Mollusca, Bivalvia, Venerida, Veneridae. The transcript has 3 exons. Gene Ontology annotation, molecular function: protein binding.
GAAUAUCUAUAUAAAUGUUGAUACUAGCUAGUGAAGUUCUGUUCCACUGAUAUAAAAUGCUAAAAGUAAGGCAUCCCGGAACCCACAGUGGAAUAGGCAGUCUCAUGCACCCCUCCGUUUCAAUUGAAAAAGGCCAACUACGCCAAUGUAUGGCCAGCUACACCACUGCAUGUAUUCAAUAAUAAUCCUCCACAUAAUGCCCGGUCUGUAUUGUACAUGUGUAUAAAUACAGUAUAGCAAUAUAUGUAUAGAAAACAAACAAUAGGCUAUGAUCAAUGCAUCAGUUAUCAUGGGCACUCGGGUGGAAAUAACUGAAGUACAGUUAGGGACCAAAAGUUUUGUUCCACUUUUAUUUUUUCCAUUUCGUUUUAUUAAAAAAUGUCAAUUAAUAAAACUGAUAAUCUGUAUGGUAUAAGUUUAUUUAUUGUGUUAAAAUACUUCAUAGUAGACAUACCUUAAAUGCCAAUGAUUAUUUUAACUAAAAAUACACAUUUUAAAUUUUUCAAAAAUAUGACCCUUAGUUAUAAACUGUUUGAAUUUCAAGAAAACAAAUAUGAAAUAAAACUAUUUUUUGUGACAGUUUGAUAGGAAUAUAACUUAUUUAUCAGUAUUUGAAGCUAUUAUAUAAAACUAUCAACUACUGAGGUCAAGAAAUAGCAUUGAACUUAGGGCAAAAUCCCUAUCAUAAUGUCCGAUGUCCUUUUAAUCUGAACAUCACUUAUCUUUUCUUAUCUGUGAAAAUGUUUAAACAGUACCCUAAAAUAAAUACAAAUCUGAAAUAUUGAAAUUUGAACGACACUGCAAAAAUCUGGUAUAACUUAAAACUUCCUGGUAUAUAAAACAUGGAUAAAAUGAAGACUGUCAAUUACAUUCCAACAAUUCUGUUGGUUUUGGUGCUGAUUAUAUUGUGUGUUGGAAAUUCGGAUAUACUUUCAAGAACACUCUUCCACAGAAUCCAGUAUUUAGAAAGAAGAGAAAUGGAACAACAAGUUCGAAUUGAACUUCUUGAAAAACAAGUUCUGGACUCCAUGGACAAGCUUAACCGCCUCUGGUCAUCUAAUGAUGAAUUGCAACAACAAAGUGCUAAUCAAGCUGUAAAACUGCAAGGCAAAGAGGAUACUAUAGCUAAACUUAAACAGGACUUUGCAGAUGAAAUUGAUGCAAUUAAAAGGAAAACCAAUAAACAGGCUGACAGAAUCAAACAACUGAAUGCCUUCUUUGCCAAUCCAGAAGAUGGUUCCAGAUUAUCUGAACAUAUUUCGUAUGAUGCAAAUGAAAAUAAAGAUAAUGUAGACUAUGAACCAGACCAAGAAAAUCUUGAUGAAGCAAAAUCAGACACUCUGAAUACAACAGUUGGAGAAUCAUUACAUAGAACAAUUAAUGGACAAAUGAAAACAGUACAGUAUGCAACGAAGCAGCACAAGCCAACACCACCAGCAACAAAUACUGUGGCGUUCCAUGCAAGACAAAUGCAAGACUCUGUGAAAUAUCCUAACAUCCAUGACGUUAUUAAGUUUGAAAACGUUACACUAAACCAAGGACAUGGCUACCACUCCAGGCAAGGGUUAUUUAUCGCCCCUCAAGCAGGACUAUAUCUGUUUUCUGUUUCAAUCAAUGCUGACAGUGAAAGUAAAUAUGACAUCUGGGCUUCUGUCAUGAAAAAUGGAAAUGCACUGGCAAGAAUUCAAUGUCUUGGUUCUGAGAAGGAAUUUUUUGAUGAUCAAAGUUCUGUUACUAUGGUAACAUGGAUGGAGUUUGCAGAUGAAGUCUGGACUGAAGUCUACUCACCAGGAAAUGUUUCUACAUUGGGAAAUGGAUUCUCUAGUUUUACUGGCAUUCUUGUACAUUAACAAUUAGCCUGCUAAAUUUCUAAAAUGGACUGGUCCAUCAUUCAAUUUGGGCAAUACCAUUUAUUAUUCGAAGGGGUAUUCACUGAAAAUUUACCGACUGAAUAGCGAACAGUGCAGACCAUGAUCAGCCUGCACGGAUUUGCAGGCUGAUCUUGGUCUGCACUGAUCGCAAAGGCAGAAUCGCUUGCCUCCAGCAGGCUAAAGGUUAACAUGGUCAAUAUUUGCUAAUUUUUCUUGAAAAUGCAAAAUUUUCCCUCAAGGAAAACUGGAAAUGACUACCGGUACUCUGUGUUACAUAUGUAAAAAAAGUCUAAAUUAUAGCUCAUACUGUUGAUAAAAUAUUGUUUAGAUUAUUCUUAAUAUAUGAUGUGAUAGUUGUGUUUGGGGUUUCGUUUAACUGCAGACUAUAUUCAAAAAAUAGAUCAUAGUCACUGCUCA